CCUCCAUCCAGUGCAGGCUGGUGGGAACAGCCGUGUCGUUCUGCCUGCCUCACUCCUGCUCCCAAGACUCUGCACGAGUGCGGCAGGGCUUGGCCGAGAACGGGCAUCGCCAGGGAGGAGUUGGAGGAGACUAGGUCAUGGAACUAGGUCUUGGGUGAAUGCAAGGAGCUCUUCUUGACUGAGGAAAAGCGAGCACCUGUACUCAGCUGGAAUUGACCUGGAUGAAAGAAACUGGCAGGGGUGUGGCCGGCUGUUUUCCCCAGAGGUGCCUCUUGGUUUUGUUUUUUUGCGUUGCGUCGAAGCGGCACUUGCUGAACACUCCUCUCGGUGUUGCACGUCUUGGCUGCUGCCCUCAAGGAGAAGCUGAUCUUGAGCCUUCAGGUGACAACUGAAUGCCAUACUAGGGCUGUUGGCGACGAUGAAGGUGUUUGGGGAGAGCCACUGGACCCAAGUCUUGACCUGCUGCUGUUUCUUUCCUUCACUCGCAAGUCUCCUUCCCGUGAGGAAGCCGACGGAAAGAUCUGUUUUGUGACAGUCUCUGCUCCCCCUCCUUUCCUCCGUUCUCGACAUAGUUUAGGAAGGGGAGGACCAGAGGCAGGUUCAGACCAGGCGCACAGGCCUGGGCAGGUCCAUGCUGGUCUCGAUACAAUCGGCGAGGAAGAUCUGGGACAUCCUUCGAGGCGUAGGACCGAAAGGCAGGCAAAGAAGGGGCCGGGACAGGAAAGGAAACUAAGAAAAUGUGAGCCAGCAGAAAGAAGAAGUUGCUCCGAGGAAGCCACUUUAGGGCACAAGAAUGGAUUCCCUGGGUGGCAAGGAGGAGAGAUACGUCUUGGUGGAAUACCCCUUUGAGUACACCGCUAAGGAUGGGCAGCUGAUUUCAAUACAGCCCAACGAGAGAUACAUGCUUCUGAGGCGAACCAAUGACCACUGGUGGCACGUGAGGAAGAACAAAGAAGCCCGGCCUUUUUACAUCCCAGCAAAAUAUGUCAAGGAGCUGGGCCCUGUGACCCACACCAUGCCACCCUCCGAGGAGCUGCCCCCCACAACCAUGCUGGAAAAUGCCAACUUAGAGACCUCUAUCGGGGUCAGCCAGGAGCCGGCGGCGGAGUACGAGUACCGGUUUGUCAGUGCCGUCCCAGUGUGUGAGGUAGAUGCAGAGAAAGCUGCCUUUCCUUCCCUGCGGUGCUCGAUCUCCUCAGGGGUCGAGACGACGAUCCCCUUUGACGUUGGCGGGAAAGCUCCGUCCCCCAUUUCCGGAGCAAGCAGAGCCGCUCUUUCUGCCCUCAGCGCAUCUCACGGUUCCCUGCAGCCUCGCGAUGCAACAGGUUCCGAUUCUUCCCCAGUGGGCUACAGCCAUUCCUCUGAACACAUAAGGUCUACGGUGUCCCUGGAUGACUUGGCGAAAUUCGCGACGCCCCCCGGCCAGGCGGGUGUUGGGAACUUGCACAAAGCUGCCUCGUGGAGUCCUGCUCACCCGCUCCCUAAGAGCAACUCCGAAACCUUCCACAAAGCAACGCAGGAAAAGGUGGAGGAGCAUACGCCAGAGCCCUGUGCCAGACAGCCUCAGCCAAGCAAGGAGGUAGCUGAAGAUCCUGUGUAUGUGAAUCUCCAGGAGCUGCGGUUGGAACGGAGUCCCUCCACUGCGAGCAAAACUGAAUCCAUACCCCAGCCCCACCUCAGCAGCCCCCCGGCGAGCUGGGAGACCCACACGGACGCAGAAAGUGGCCGCUUGUUCUAUUACAACUCGGCAACUGGCCAAACGACGUGGGAGCUUCCCAUUGAUGGUCCUGCUUGCGGUGGGAGCCCCCCUCCUUCUUGCUCUCCCUUGCUUGCCCUUAGCCCUGCCACACCUGCCGAGUGGGACCAAUAUGUAGAUGAGGCCAGCGGGCAGGUGUUCUUCUACAAUACAUCGACGGGCGAGACGUCGUGGGAUGCACCCCAAAGGGACGAAACCCUCAAUUAUCCGGAGAUGCAGCCUGCGUUUGUGCCCUACAGCCCUGUGGAUCGGAGGCCGCCAACUCCAGAAACUGACUACCCCAACUUUUCUCCCGAUGAACUUGAGCCCUACCCUGAAGAAGAUUAUUCUCCGGUUGGCUCCUACCAGCCGCUGGACGGACUCUGCGUUCCCUCUGCGUACCAAGGCUGGCCGUCCUAUGGCAACCAGGAAGGACUGGUGUUUGAUGGUGACCAGUAUGCCUCCAACCCGGUCACUCCAUCCGGCCACCAUCACCACAGUACCAGCAGUGGCUCCAGCCUGGACAGCAGCCCUUUUGGAAACUGGUCAACCUUCUCUGGGCCAAAGGAGGGACAGUUAAAAACACUUGAAAAGGCUGGGAUGCUCUUUCGGACAAAGACUGCUGAUAAAGGGAAACGUCAGAGGAAGAAUUGGAGUUCUUCAUGGACAGUCCUGGAAGGCGGUGUCUUGACAUUUUUCAAGGACUCAAAACACUCCACGUCUAGCAGUGUGAAACAUCCCUCCGUGUUGAGUAGCCCUGAGCACACUGUGGACCUUAGUGGAGCAACACUUUCUUGGGCUGCAAAAGACAAGUCGAGCAAAAAGAACGUCUUGGAGAGCUCUUGGGGUUGUGGUGAGCAUCUUCUGUCUGGAUGUCACAGUCGGAUGGUUCCUCUGUUCCAGCUGAAGACACGGGAAGGAUCCGAGUACCUGAUCCGGCACGAUUCAGAGUGCAUCAUCAGCACGUGGCAGAAGGCAAUUGCUGACAGCAUCAGUAAACUGCCUACAGAUUUCCCUCCGGAAGACAAUGAGGAGAAUUCAUCAGAUUUGAGAUCGAAGGAACAGCUAGGAAGCAACAGAGAGAAAGAGGGCGAGAAGAAAAGCCCAGCCUCCUGGCAUUCAUCCACCUCUCUCAACUCGGACAGCGAUUCCAGCAAAGUUCGCAACAAACUCCUGAGGUUUCUGCAGAGGCGGCCAACCCUUCAGUCCCUGCGGGAACGAGGCUACAUCAAAGAUCAGGUGUUUGGAUGCCCUCUGCAAGUUUUGUGCGACCGUGAGAAGAGUACCGUGCCUCAGUUUGUGAGGCAGUGCAUCUGCACUGUGGAGAAGAGAGGUUUGGAUAUCGAUGGACUCUACCGGAUAAGUGGGAAUCUGGCGACGAUACAGAAACUGCGCUACAAGGUGGACCACGAUGAGCGCUUGGAUCUCGACGACGGCCGUUGGGACGAUGUCCACGUCAUCACCGGGGCCCUCAAGCUCUUCUUCCGCGAGUUGCCAGAGCCGCUGUUUCCCUUCAGUCAUUUUGACAGAUUCAUUGCAGCCAUCAAAAUUACAGAACCCUCGAAGCGCAGCUACCGCUUACGGGAGCUGGUGAAUUCUCUACCUCCUGCUAACCACAAUACCAUGAGGGUACUUUUCCAGCAUCUCUGCAGGGUUAUAGAGUUCCGGGAGGAGAACCGCAUGUCUGUGCAGAGCGUCGCGAUAGUCUUUGGGCCCACGUUGCUGAAGCCGGAGGCCGAAGAAGGGAACAUGACUAUGUACAUGGUUUUCCAGAACCAGAUUGUGGAGCAAAUCCUUAGCCAAUACAGCUACAUAUUCCCAGAGAGCUAGGCCUCCCCAGCGGAGCGCGGGAGCCUGGUUGAAUGAAGGAGCAGCUGCGACGCAAAGGGGCAGGUCCCAUCGCUGUGGGGACGACGGUGUUGCUGGGCAGUGCCAAGACUAGAGACAGUGAAGAUAUGGGAGGGAGGGAGAGAAGUGGCUAGCAAUAAAACUGUCAAUGUAGGAUUCAGAAUGUCCAUGGUUGCCUCUCUUGAAUGUUGUGGGUCCUGGAUGUGAAACCCUGCUAGACGCGAAAGGAGCUAAGUGAUCUUCAAUUCCCAUCCAAAAUAUCUUUAGCUGAAGGAUGUAGUGUGGGCAAAAUUUUGGAGGGAAUGGGAGGGAGGCUUCUGUGGCCAAGUGCACACCAUAAUGUUUCCAAGCAUCCUGGCUUCUUGCUAAGGGAUUAUAGGGAUUGUCUUGCUACAAUUGUCCUGUGAAUCUUCAGCUCUUUUGAGCGAACUUGCUUUUGUUUUAAAAAAAAGCACAUCCGGAUGGUGGGUUUGAAUAGGGACAGAAAUCCGUUCCAAGAGCAUUAGUCACCCAAACUCUAGGCCGUGCGGCACACACCACCUGUCUCUGCUCAUGCCCAACACAGAAAAUUGCAAGAUGCCAUCCCAUAACGCAGGUCACAAGCGUUUAUGGGAAUAAUGGCGGGUUCAGCUUUGUAGGGUUAACAGCAGUGCAUCACCUGCUCAUUCCGGUGCAUGUCUGUAAUUUUAGCUAAGCUUGGGGGUAACUUAACGCUCCUGUGAUUUGCAGGUUUGUGUUCAGUUUUCCUCCCCAAGAUAGAAAAGGAAGAGUUGAUUGCACUCCUUAUAGGUAGGUAGCUUUGUUGGUUGGCCCUAGUUGAAACAAAAUAAAAAAAAUUCCUUCCAGUAGCACCUUAGAGACCAACUAAGUUUGUCAUUGGUAUGAGCUUUUGUGUGCAUGCACGAAAUCUGAAGGAAGUGUGCAUUUGAAGAAGUGUGCAUGCACACGAAAGCUCAUACCAAUGGCAAACUUAGUUGGUCUCGUGCUACUGGAAGGAUUUUUUAAAUUUUUAUUUUGAUCGCACUUGACCGGUUUAUUGAGAUUGCCCUGUUUGUGGUGUGCAACUUUGUCCACCCGCAGUGUGCUUCCUAUACAUGUUCUACCUCUGCAAAAAAAUUGAUCCUGGGAGCAUCUGCCACUGAUUGAAAUGUUUCUUUGUAUCAUAGAACAAGGCACAUGCAGGGCACACACGACUUCUGACGUUGCACGAGAAGCAAUAUCUGCAUGAGUGUUUUCAUUGGCAAACUUUCUGGUUCAGCCAAGAGGAUUCAGUUUGUGCUUUUAGCACCAACGGUGAUUGAGAAGGCUAGUUUUUUGCCAUUUGGGAAAAAUUCUGUGGCUUAGAUCUGUGAACUUCCUGCUCCAAUGUUGCACCACUCAUCUGUCACACUGCUCAACAGCACAAAUAAGUGGCGGAGUCUCACACUGGUAACAAUGAGGUCUAAUUCUUCCCCAUUUCCAGUGGAAAACACCAUGUACUGGAAGCUGUGUACAUAGGCUUGCUGCCUUUUCCAUCCUGCUCUCCUGGUUUGGGCACUGCUGCUGGUACAUGAAUAACUCAAACGUCUGAGUACACAUAGAAGCCCAGCCAAGAGCCCAGGUGCUCUGAGCCAUGAGGGUUUAAGGUUGCCUUGUCAUGGGAAAACACCGGAUUUCAUGGCCUGCCAUUCUACCAGGAAGUACUUCCCACAGGGAGAAGAGAUGCUGUUAAAACUGUGAUACAUGGCACAGCCAGGACCACUCUACAAUCUACUGAAGGAUUGGGAGUGGUUUUUUUUUGGGGGGGGGGAUAUUUUAUUUUAUUGUUAAAUCCAGCAUUCAGGAAUUCAUAGGGGGCAGGGGAUGGAGGAUCUGUGGCCCUUCAAUUGCUGCUUGUACAGUCAUACCUCGGGUUACGAACACUGCGGGUUGCGCGUUUUCGGGUUGCGGACCGCGCCGAACCCGGAAGUACCGGAACUGGUUACUUCCGUGUUUUGGCGCUCGCACAUGCGCAGAUGCGGCGCUUCAGGCUGCGGGUUGCGAACAUGCCUCCCGCACGGAUCACGUUCGCAAAAAGAGGUAUGACUGUAUUGCAUUCAACAAAAGACAGAGCGCACUCAUUGAAAGCAAUGAAAGCUCAUGUCCAUUAACUUAAGGGGGGGAUCUACUUUGAGUAGGGCUAGUAGGACCGCCCUACAGCUGCCAUUUUCCCCAAACAUUUGUCAGGGGCUGGUGGGAGUGGCCACAGGUUCCCCCAUGUCUGGCUUAGAGGAACGCUGUUCCAAAAUGGCACUUAACCAUGACUUGGUUACACCGGAUUUUGCCAACUUGGUGCCCUCCAGAUGUUUUGAACUGAAACUCCCAUCAGCAGCUGGGACUGGAGGGAGUUAUAGUUCAAAACAUCUGGAGGGCAUCAGCUUAGUGAAAGGUGGUAUACAGGAAUUUACCAUGUGGUCUCUCCGGCAUCUUUGCCUGCACAGGUUCCAGGACCAUGUGGCUUGGUUGGAGGCAUUGAAUGUGCAAUGGGUGCUUCUAAGUCCCUUGCACAAAGCCAUAGGCAGAUGUAGAAAAGUGACUUUACCAACCUACCUCGAGGGGGGAUGGGGGGGAAUUGUAUUUAUGGUUUUAAUGAACAAUGAAGGAGGAAUGUUCAUCCUGCUUUUUCACCUGGCCAAGGACAGGAUAUUUUCUGUGUCUUCCCUCCCAAUCUAACAUGAUAUAAGUUUGUCUGCGUUCCCUGCACUGUCUGCGUGGCGUCUGACCUUCAAGACAUAAAACCUGCAGCCCCACAACCUUUUAAAGUCCACAGAAAGUGAUAAGUCAGUAUUGCUAUUAAGAAAGUGCCCUUUCCCUAUGCACCUCCCUUGCAGAUGCAGCUAUGUAUUUCCAAUAAUAAUAAUAAUAAUUUAUCAUUGGAGGGGAGGGGAGAGAUGAAUUCCUCUCCUCCUUUUUUUUAGCCAUGUCAUGUUAUUUACUGUUUUGUGUCCACAGAGCUCUGGGCUACCAGAGGAGUUGUGUGGUUAUAAAUCGUUGGGAGAGGGAAUCCUAACAAAUUAGAAUGCAACAUGCCUCUGAUAAACGUUGGCGAAACAAGUUAAAUAUACUUCUUUAUCCCAAAGCAUUUCCUGUUCCUGAAAAAGAUUUGACAGGAGAGUCAGAGCAUUGUUAGCAGGCACAACAAAAAUGAGAUACUCGAAUCCUUUUUGUUCAGGAAUCGGACAAUUAGCACAUCUCCAUUGUGGCAUGGGUUUUGCAGAAGCACAAAAUUAUUCAGUCCCUACCACUUACCUUCUACAUUAAACAGGUUUUGAUUCUUAAAUUGAUGGUCAUUUUAGGAACCAUCUUAGACAACGGUGGUUGGCCUGAAGGACUUUUUGGUUUUUCGGUUGCUGCUUUUUUUGCUGGAAGACAAUUUGUGACAAUUGAUUUUAAAAUAAACAAUUAACCUUUCAAUGAAAGAAGUGUGUGUGUUUAUUUGGGAUUGUGUGAUGUAGUGCUUCCCCCCCCCCCCCAAGACAAGUAUGCAGUACCGGUAGAUUUUUUCCUAAAAGAAAAGCACAGGUGUUACGUCGAGUGUUUAGGAUGGAAGUUACAACGUCAUUUUGAGAAAUGAAGCAUUCUGUGUAGACGUAUUUGCGUUUGCUUUUUUGCAUUGUAGGAUCUUCCUUGUGGCUGAGGCUACAAUCCAUUUAGGGAAUCAGUUCUCUUCACUCAUUUCCUAAUGUGGAUUUUGCCUUUUCCAGUUGCUACACAUGGAGUCUACCCCAAUGUGCAUCGCUUCGCGCAUACCUCGAGCUGCAUUUUGGCAUUUAAAUGCCCCAUCUCUCUUUCUGCAUGGAUGGAUCCUGUUGGGAGUUGCAACUGUUCCUGCUGGGAUGAGGGUCUCCUCCAGCUGUUAGCUGGCUUGCAAGCCAAAGUGAUGCAAAUGAAUGAAUGAAUGAAUGAAUGAUUUUGGUCACAGACCAGUUCCAGCUCAUACAAAAUCAUGGAAGUUAGAAAUUGGGAUGUGGAACUACAAUGCCAUGUGAGCGAGAUGAAUAAACACUCAGCAAUAAAAGACAAUGAGAGGGGGUUUACCCCAGCAAUAUAUUUGCCAAAAUUAGGUAAAGGUAAAGGUGCCCCUGACCAUCAGGUCCAGUCGUGUCUGACUCUGGGGUUGCGGCGCUCAUCUCGCUUUAUAGG
This is a messenger RNA of Zootoca vivipara (common lizard), 7744 nucleotides long. The record is from RefSeq and is a predicted model, not a curated record. Lineage: Eukaryota; Metazoa; Chordata; Lepidosauria; Squamata; Lacertidae.